Molecule: messenger RNA, 522 nt
Organism: Nicotiana attenuata
Lineage: Eukaryota; Viridiplantae; Streptophyta; Magnoliopsida; Solanales; Solanaceae
Product: craniofacial development protein 2-like
Exons: 2
Coding region: 1-522 (173 amino acids)
Biological process (GO): chromatin remodeling
Cellular component (GO): nucleus
Source: RefSeq, a predicted model, not a curated record
AUGCGGCAGUGGUUUGUGAUGCUACAGACAGGUUACGAGGGAGUCGGGGAUGCUCAGACUUUUUCUCAACGUGUCAUCCAGACUGGAGAUACAGAGGGUAAGAAAGGUGUAGGAAUUUUGGUGGAUAGGGAACUUAGAGAGUCUGUGGUAGAGGUUAGGCGGGUGAAUGAUAGGUUAAUCUCUAUUAAGUUGGUGUUUGGAGAGUGCACCCUAAAUGUCGUUAGUGCGUAUGCGCCGCAAGCGGGCUUGGAUGAGGAGGUCAAGGGGCGCUUCUGGGAGGGGUUGGAUGAGAUUGUGUGUAGUAUUCCGCCUGCUGAGAGGUUAUUUAUAAGAGGGGAUUUUAAUGGUCAUAUUGGGUCGACUGCAAGUGGCUAUGGCGAGGUGCAUGGUGGCUUCGAUUUUGGGGAUAGGAACGCAGGAGGAACUUCGAUGUUGGAUUUCGCAAGGGCAUUUGAGCUAGUGAUUGCUAACUCUAGUUUUCCAAAGAGGAUGAGCAAUUGGUCAUUUUUCAGAGCAUGGUGA